AUGAGCCGUACCGAUAUUGACACCUUGAGUGCGGAGAACAUGCCGUGGCGAUGUGAACCGUGCGGGACCACUCGGCGUCAGAGCAUGAGGCUGGAGUCUCAGGCCACCGACGGCACUCUGACCAUCCAGGACAUCAUGAAGGUGCUGAACGACAUCCGCACCGACCAGGCCAACUUCGUGAAGGACCUGAACACUUCGUACGAGUCACUCCAAGAACAACUUACUGCCAACACUGAAGCGAUCAACAAGCAAGUUGAGAAAGUGAAUGGCUGUAUGGAGAAGUUUGAAGCCGUUAUUGAAGAGAAUCUGAUACUAAAGAAAAAGGUCGAGGCUCUGGAGGUGCGACUGGAAGAAGCUGAACAGUACUCGAGACGGAAUACUAUAGAGAUUCAUGGGUUGCCAUUUCCACAAAACAAAACAGAGACGCAAGAAGAAGUCAUCGAGUUGGUAAAGAAGGUGGGCGAGGGUCUUGGCACAAACAUCGACGAGUCCAUGAUCGACGCGUGUCACCGUCUGUCACGACGACCUAUGGGGGACCGACCGCCGCCCGUAGUGGUGAAGUUCGUUCGUCGCAUCGACAAGGACAGAGUGAUGGAGAAGAGGCGUCAGAAACGGGAGUUCUCCACGAGACACAUGGGCCUGGCGAUGGACACCCCCGUGUACCUGAACGAGGCCAUGUCCCCGGCGAGGAGGCGACUGUUCGCACUGGCGCGGGAGGCGAAGAAGACCAACAACUACCAGUUCCUGUGGAGCAGAAAUGGCAAGAUUUUUAUGCGUAAAAAAACUGGUGAUAGUGUUGUGUUAGUAACCUGCCAGGACGACCUAAACAAGCUUAAGUAG
Molecule: messenger RNA, 840 nt
Organism: Homalodisca vitripennis (glassy-winged sharpshooter)
Lineage: Eukaryota; Metazoa; Arthropoda; Insecta; Hemiptera; Cicadellidae
Exons: 1
Coding region: 1-840 (279 amino acids)
Source: RefSeq, a predicted model, not a curated record